Molecule: messenger RNA, 1127 nt
Organism: Pungitius pungitius (ninespine stickleback)
Lineage: Eukaryota; Metazoa; Chordata; Actinopteri; Perciformes; Gasterosteidae
Gene: crhb
Product: corticotropin releasing hormone b
Exons: 2
Coding region: 239-781 (180 amino acids)
Cellular component (GO): extracellular region
Molecular function (GO): hormone activity
Source: RefSeq, a predicted model, not a curated record
CAGAGGCGUCCAUUCACGUUACACCCGUGCGGGAACGCGCAGACUCCAUCUCAUUUUGGAGCGCGACACUUGUAGUGACGGCGGCUAUAUAAGUGCAUUCGGCGUCUACUCUUUAAGUAACUAUAGACUUGUUUCUUCAAGGAAGUGAAGGAGGGAGGCAUCUCGCCAACUACCUGGCAACCUGCGAGGCUGUACUGGACCUCCUCUAAAGACUGAAGAUUCCUGUUGAUAUCCUGACAUGAAGCUCAAUUUACUUGGAACCACCGUGAUUCUGCUAGUUGCCUUCUUACCGCUCUACGCAUGUCGGGCUAUUGAGAACCCUGGCGGUGCCCUGCGCGUCCCAGCGCCCCAAACCCCAAACUCCCAGCAGCAGCAGCAGCAGCAGCAGCAGUCUGGCCCCAUCCUGGAGCGCCUCGGGGAGGAGUAUUUCAUCCGCCUGGGCAACGGGGACACUAACUCUUUCCCAUCAUCAUCAUCAUCAUCAUCAUCAUCAUCAUCCAUGUAUACCGGCGGAGCGCCUGCCAUCUACAACAGAGCAUUGCAACUCCAGCUGACGCGGCGUCUUUUACAAGGGAAAGUUGGAAACAUCAGGGCGCUCUUAAGCGGCUUCGGAGACCGCGGGGACGAGUCGAUGGAGAGGGGAAGGAGGUCCGAGGACCCGCCGAUAUCCCUGGAUCUGACCUUCCACCUGCUGCGGGAGAUGAUGGAGAUGUCCAAGGCGGAACAGCUGGCUCAGCAGGCGCAAAAUAACAGAAGAAUGAUGGAGCUCUUCGGAAAGUGAAGACCUCUUUCCAUCCGCCAAAGAUCUCCGUUUACUUCAUUUUCUUUCUGUUGCAUUUUGACCAUCAGCACUACUCAUGCUCUGUACAAUUUAGUGCUGCGUUAUCACUUUAUGAUUUAAAGCUUUAACCUCCAACUAUGGCGCGUAUACGAGCUUGACUUAGAAUGAUCCGAUUGUAUUUUAAUGUUGGUGUCAAAUAUGUAGACUCACACGUUCUUCAUACUUGAGAUGAAAUACUUUUGGUUGAGACAUGAAAUACCGCAUUGAAAAAAUGGUUUGUUUUAAAUUAUGAAUCCUUGUAAUUAUGAUAUUUAUGUUUGUUAAUAAACUUAUGUGCAACCAGUCA